GAGGGCUCCCGCCCCGCCCUCCGCGGGCGGCCCCGGACGGGGCGGCGCCGCCCGAGCGCUCGGGAGCCGGGGCCGGGGCUGGGACCGGGACCCGGGCAGCGGCGGAGAGAGGUUAUCUGGAGCAUUUAACCAGGCUCACCUCCUAACUUGCUGUUUACACUGGAGAGGCGUAUUGACAUGAAAACGAUGGCAGCCAUCAGGAAGAAGCUGGUUAUCGUGGGAGAUGGUGCCUGUGGAAAGACGUGUCUGCUGAUCGUAUUCAGCAAGGACCAGUUCCCCGAGGUCUACGUACCAACUGUGUUCGAGAACUACAUUGCCGACAUAGAGGUAGACGGGAAGCAGGUGGAGCUGGCCCUGUGGGACACGGCGGGACAGGAGGACUAUGACAGGCUGCGGCCCCUCUCGUACCCGGACACGGACGUUAUCCUCAUGUGCUUUUCUAUUGACAGCCCGGAUAGUCUCGAGAACAUCCCUGAGAAGUGGACGCCGGAGGUGAAGCAUUUCUGCCCCAACGUGCCCAUCAUCCUGGUGGGGAACAAGAAGGACCUGCGGAACGACGAGCACACGCGGCGGGAGCUGGCGAAGAUGAAGCAGGAGCCGGUGAAACCAGAAGAGGGGAGGGACAUGGCCAACAGGAUCAAUGCCUUCGGCUACCUCGAGUGCUCGGCCAAGACAAAGGAGGGUGUGCGGGAGGUCUUCGAGAUGGCCACCCGCGCAGGCCUGCAGGUCCGGAAGAACAAGAAGCGCAGAGGCUGCCCGCUGCUGUGAGCAGCCCGGUGGGUCAGGAGGCAGCUGCCUGCGCCGGCUCCCGGCUGCCCUGCGCCGCACGGGGAGGGAGCGCUGGUAGGCGGCCGAAGCGGGACCUCGUGGUGCCAGUACCUGCCCUGAACCCUCUGCAUGAGAGCUGCCACCCAAGCCCGUGGGGUGUCCCUGCGUGACCCCAGGGCUGUGAGGCACCAGUGCCUUCGGUCCCCGCUGCUCUCUGAGCUGGGCAUUCACGUAGCUCUCUGUCACCCCCUUUUUUUACCAGUAUCCCUGGUUUUGCCUCUCCCGUGGGGGUUGCCGCGGUGUUCGUUCUCCCUCUCCAGCUCCGGGCAGGUGCCACAGAAGCAGGAGGUGCUGCACACCAGCAUUUUAUACAGACAUGCCCAGGGCCGCUUUCAGCCCUGUCUGUGUGCAGAGCUGGGCUCAGCCGCCUCCCCAUGGAGCCGGCUGCUCCUGGGACCCGUGCUGGGGCAGCGUCUCUGCCCAGCUCUGCCAGUAACGCCUUCUUCGAGUCUGCAUUGGUCAUGGACUUAGCACCAGUAAACUGAACUGCGUAAUUGGGAGAAUAAAUGCAAACUGGUAUUUCAGUAAUUGUA
Messenger RNA from Phalacrocorax carbo (great cormorant), 1361 nucleotides. The record is from RefSeq and is a predicted model, not a curated record. Lineage: Eukaryota; Metazoa; Chordata; Aves; Suliformes; Phalacrocoracidae.